AUCAAAAAUCAGUUGUUUGGCUCCAAUAUAUCGAGCGCAAAACAAAAACUUUUUUGUCGAGGAAUUCAUCUGUCUGAUUAGUCGUUUCCUUCGAAAACCUCUCUCCAAUAUUUUGUGUUGGCUGGCCAACAAUAUAACGACAUGUCUUUCACUUGAUACUUUUGGCAGAACAAUGAAGCCCGGCGAAGGUAAGCUAGUGGACUUGUAUUUUCCCAAGUUUAGUUGGGGUAACAGCUGACGUGUUUUUCAACUUGAAAUUUGCCUGUUUUGAGCUUUUUCUAAAGCGAAUUCUAGCAUAAUAUGAAUUCUUCUAAAAGGACAUAUGUACUUCUUUCUAAAGAAUCACCAUAGGUUCCAAAGUACGGCCAAGUUGAUCUGUAUUACGAAGAAUUUUUUUCUUGUGUUAUGAACAAGAUAUGUUAAAAAUUCCUCUAUCGAUAGCUUCGAAAUGUCUAUGCUCAAGCUUAAAUCGAAUUAUUACUUUGCUUCAUUUAUUAUAAUACAAGGACUGUUAUGUUCUUGUAGUUGUAUGGUUCCUCAAGGAAAUUAUAAUUAAUACUGGGCAGCUUUUCUUUUCACGUAUCAGGCUGUGUAGAUGUUUAAUACAGCAACGCGCAUUCCAUGCUCCUGGUAAAUGUCUUUAUAAGCUUACGUACUUUUAAGUUAACAGUCACUGGCGCACACAGCAUGUUCAUUUAACCAGUCAUUAAUAAGACGCGAGGAACGUUUUGAAUUUCGGUUGUACUUUGAAAACAUUUUAGUCCGACAAAGCUGAUAAUUCACCUGUAAUUUUCCAACUAAUUUAAUGUGCAUGUAAGGUUGUUAUCCCAGACAACAUGAACCGAAGUGUUUAAAGCUGUUUUAGUCAAGAAAUGUAUUCUAUCAUAAUAUCAAACUGCUGAGCAUAUUGCCUGGCUUAUUUACAUGUUCUGUCUGUCAAACCUUCGUAUGUUUUUACUGAAUACCCACUUUUCAUCACUCCAGGCAAGUACGAUCUCUAGGGGCAAAGUUCACUUGUGAAUAUUAAACAUAGUCAAUUGUCCAUGACCACUUUGUAAACAAGAGUUCUUUGCUGUGAGAAAUAUGUAAGUUGUUGUUGCAGUCAGGACACUGAGUGCAUUUUAUCAAUGUGAGAGGUAAAAAAACAUUUCUCUUUAAUUUCUGGCUCCCCAUAAUUAAAUUCAAUAUUGUUGAGUGCACCACAUCUCCAAAGAUUAGAACUGCUUUUUAAAGAAUUUCUAGUGAUUCUUUGAGUAUGGGCAAACAUGAAGAAAAAUGAAAUGGGGGGUUUUGCUUGGGUGGGUGGGUGGAGGGGGGGGUACUCCUGGGAAUUUUUGGUGGGACUGUGCUGCCCGGUUCUUCAAAUCCUGACCCUAUUUGACACCAAAAAAUGUAAUUUUCCACACCUGUUUUCAUACCUAGGCCUGCGGAAAUUAUGUCAUCAUUAAUUUAGAUUAGUGCACAAACAAAAAAAUUCUUCAAAUCCAUUUUGAAUUCUCAUAUUCCUCUUUCUUUCUUAGUCAUCUGGAAUUGUAACAGUUUAUGAUAUAGAUACGUUCAUACACUCCUGUAGUUCCCUCAAAACCAUAUCUGAUUCCAGACCAAAAUCGUCAAAGUGUAUACCCUUUUUCAGACCAAAACGGCGCGAAAACCCUACCUGAUGGGGUGGCACAUACUUAUAUAGCUUAUAUAAGGGAGUACCCCCCCCCCCCUUAGGGGGUUUUGAAAGUCAGACUCGUGACAUGUAGGACUCCCCUGCCCCUGAAAAAGGGCUCAUAUUAAUAUUUGCUGUAGUGCUGUAUUCUUUCUAUCUCUUACAUGUGAGUUUCCAACUCACAGAGCUCCUCUAAGACAUAAAAAUAUACUAUCAAUAAUGUAAUGAUUUUCUUUUGGAAAGAGGGUGUAAUUUAGGAGCAGUGGUUAGAACUUUAAGCAUAUCCUAUUUCCAGUAGUGACAAAGGACAGGAUUUAAGCACUGAUCUUUGCUGUUCAAAGACUGGGGAUUAAUUCAAGUUAAGUUAUGAAACCUUUGUUUUAAAAGAAGCCACCUAAAAUGCAAAGAUUGAGUGGUUACUUAUGGAAGUUGCUCACUUACGAGAAUCAAAUCACCAGUGGUGAUCCCUGUCAAGAAAAGGUGCAGACACAUCUACUUUCUGAAAGAGAAGUAAUUGCAUGUAAUUUCCAAUUUACCAUGUAUGUAAGAGUUCUUCAGUUACUCUGAGGAGGGUACGGUUGAAACUCUAAACAGCCACCUCUCCACAAUGGCCACUUUUUUGGGUAGACAGCUUACACAUUGACUCUUGUUUAAACAUCUCUCUACAAUAGCCACUCUUUCUUCUGUCCCUGAGGUGGCCUUUGUGAAGAGGUUAACAACCUUACUGUAGUACAUAUGUUGUGGUUCAAUUUCAUCCUUGGUUCAAAUUUUAUUUUCUUUUGUUUCAAACUCAUUAUUAUGUAAUUAAUCAUACAUUACCAUACCCAAAACAAAAGAAAAUAAAAUUUGAACCAAGGAUAAAACUGAACAACAACACGUACAGUCAAUAAGACCAUGCGUCAAGUGGUCUCUUAUAUUUUAUUACAAAAGGUUAAAAACAAUGGAAAAUUAUCAAACCAUCACUCAAAAAUGGCUGCGGUCACCAGAAUCAUAAGAGCUGGUUCUUUAGCUAAAUAUGAGAGGAAAAUUAUAAAGUGGAUAAAUGGAAAAAAAUUGGCAUUUUGGAUAAAUGGUUGCUAAUUGAAGGUGGUUGCUUUGUUGAAUCGGUCACAUCCAUUGAGGUUUAACUGUUUUUUGAAAUUUUUUUUUCUGUUUUGAUUUAAAGUGUUAACAGAGGCAGAAGGUGAUGUUGCUGGUGAGAUGGAGUGUGAGAUGCAGGCAAGAGACUUCUUCAUACACAUUGGAAUGCUGAUAGUGGAAGGUCGUACACCACAGCAGUCAGAAAAAGGAAGAGCUGAAGGACCUCACUGCCUGUCCUUGAUUAGUGUGGCCCCUCACGUCUGUAACCCACAUGUAAAUUACCUUGUAAGUUCAGCACCUUCGAAUAUUUAAAAUACAGUCUGGUUUUUUUUGUCUAUUCAAACGAAUACAUUUUCAAUGAAUGUACAGCAUAGAGAAUUUCUAGCAUAUAUCCCUAACACUAGUAAUAUAAAUCCAUUUUUUAGUGUCAGAAAGUAUGUGAAAGAAAAGAAAAGAUGACAGUGUUGUGGGAGAACAGUUCUCCUAUGGUGAUCACAGUCCUGAUGCAGAGUCCAGAUGAUAGCAAUUGGAUUUUGCUGGAGAAGUGGACAAUUGAAGCUGUUGAUGGGUACGUGACAUGAGUACUACAGUACAACCACAUUGAGAGGAACACCAAUGGGCCAGGAAAGUCUGGUUAUAAAAAACAGAAAAUGACUGAAUGUUUUUAAAUUAGGGCCAAAAAAUUGUUGUUGUAACAACAGGGUGGUCAAAAAGCAGGGUCCUACUAUACUGUUAAGUAUCAGCAACCAUUACUUCUCUUUUCACUGCUGAUGGUCAUUAUAAUUUUAUUGUAAACCUUUUGGCCAGCAAAACACUUAUGGCUGGCAGGUAACGACCAUAUGGCCUGCAACAGUUGCUAGUGGUUUUGGGUUUCAAACUUUGAAUUAAAGUUUUGUUAAUGUGUAACAGUCAAUGAUUCUGUUGGUUAACUGUUUGCUGACAGAUUUUUUUUUUGUUUUUUGAUUUGAAUGGAGAACCCAUUUUGUUGAUAAUAUUUUGGAACUAUAUUCAUGAGAACUAUCAGUCUUGAAUACUUGUCUGCUGGUUGCUAAUGGUGUUUUCAAUAAACAAUAAGCUUGUAGUCAAUCACACCCCAAUAAAAUGGACAUCAGUGAAAUUCCUGCAACAAUUUACAGAUAUUUGAGUGAAGUAAACUCCAGACCUGCAAUUACAGGCCAAUACCUGUUGCUCUCAAGGAUGGUAGACUCACAGUCCCAAGGGUGUCUCCAGUAAUCAAGUUGACUAGAUGCAAUUAUUGGUAAAAUUAUUUACUUCCCCUCUAUAGGAUAGGUGAUGUGCAGAGUUGCAGUGGAAACAUGCUGAUCCAAGCUCUUAGAUCUCACAUUCACUUUUCUCAGCUCAGUGCCUGGCUGAGCAGAAGUAAAGGUUCUGUUCCUUCACAGGUCCUUUACAGGUGAGUAUACAUGUAGUACAGGAUGAUAAUAACAGGGAUCUAAUAUUAGUGGUCAUCAAGUCAUCUGGGAUGACCAUAUAUUAAUAUGGACCCCACGGGGGAGGGGGUAGAGAGGUGCUGCUGAGCCCUUCAAACCCUGACCCUGUUUAAAACAAAAAUAAUUGUUUAUUUUGCUUCCCUGUUUAGGACAAGAGACCUACUUUCACAACUCUGAUUCAUUUCGUUUCACACUAGAAAUUAUGAAGUGUUUUUUAAACUAGCACCAUGGAGUUAGAGUUUUUUGAAAAUAUAUUAUUGGUACCACUUACGAGACGGCGCAUCACUGACCUUCAUAUUCUUUCAAAGGCUUCCGGCCGGAAAAGACCCUCAGACACAAAAUAGUGAAAUUGUUUACCCUGUUUAAGACUCAGGAUCCUGAAAAUCAUACCCUGUUCAGCAGCACAUACCCACUUUGGCCAAAUAAGGGAGUGCUCCCCGCUCCCUGUAUGGGCAGCCUCGUUAAUAAUGUUUCAAUAUUAUUGCUUUCCAUGGUUAGUGUAUAAUGUUGUAGGCUAAAAUGGUUUCAGCCUACAUGUAUGUUAUUUCCUUUGCUGCCUAGCCAGCCCUAAUUAUUCAUCAUCUUUGAUAAUUUGGUUAAUGGCUUAGGUGCUAAUUAGGGUUAAUUAGCGUUAAGACAACAAUUAUGUUUCUUACACAAGAAAUCAUCAGACUACUUUUCAGAGAAAAUCUUUGAUCCUAACCUCUGACAGGUAAACAAUCACUAUACUAGCUAUACCUAUCGAUAGAGUGCCAACGAGUAAAUCAUGCGUAUUUUGCUUAGGAAUAAAAUUCCUGUUUUUCCCAUUUGACCGUUUCUUGGUCCCUUCCUGUUGCAAGGAUUAUUUUCUUGAAAAGUUCUGAGAUUCAGUAUGGUGGCUUUACAAACCUGCUAUGUAAAAUUGUGAAGUGCCUUGAAAGAAUAAAGUCAGCUUUGCAGAGGAAGCGAUCGGGAAUAUUAUUAAGUCCAGCUACAAAUCUACUGUCGGUUCGGUUUCACAUUGUUGAUAAAUAUUUGCACAGUUUAAUCAUUUACACCUCCUUUCAAAUUUCCCGAGUCUUUUUGUUAUCGGAUUGAAACUUAAAAUGAUUCGCUGGGCCAUCUGAAAUGUUUCCAAGGACAAGCGAUGAACGGCACGUCGGUAUUUAAUUUUAGUUCAUUAUUUUUAUACUGAACUCGGCCACGUUUCGAAAAAAAUGGCGUUGUUUUCUUUUCCUUUGUCGUUUGCUUUAGGCUUGUAAUUCAUUUUUGUUCUCAUUGUCUUUGUUUGCUGGUUACAUUUUUUCCCCAACACCAGAUUUUCCAACAGAAGCGACUGCGUUCUUCGUGUCAAGCUUUCCUUAUCUCCUCGUGUAAUCUGAUCCUUUUUAGUGGUCAGAAUAUUGCUUGCUGCACAUAGAACACUUUUGCUGUUUUACAAACUUCUCUUCGUUAAAAUUUAACAUUAUGGCCCCUAAAAUUAAUAGAAUAUAUCAAGUGCUCAUGUCUCUUGACUGCGGUGGCGGGGUUUAACGAAAAAAUUUAGGCAAAGAAACACAGGAAGUCGCGACGGCGGGAAGUGUGUGAAAUUUUGUUUGUUAUUCAACUUGAGCCCGUGCGCCAGGUACUGCCUUUUGAUUGGUUCACAACUGACCACUUGGUCUCAGGGGAAUCUACAUUACAUUGGGUUACACUUUUUUCAGCUCGAUCGAGAAUUUUUCUGCCUAUUGCCCAGUCUUGCACGGCUCUAUUCUGCUGCCGCCUCGCCAUCCGAGCGUCUUCGCUCGGAUGGCUCGUCGGCAAUAAAUCCCAACACAAAAAUCUUGAACGUGGAUGCUUGCCUCUGAGCUGCACUGUAUUUUGGCCUAGGGCUGUCCAUUAUAUGUGCCUGGGUUUCCUGUUUCUUGUUACAGAUCUUUCCCUCACUCAAACCACCCUAGUAAUGUAGAUUUAUCUUUGUUUUAUAAUCUUUCCUCAGAAUAUCAGACAUAGGAGAUGAUGUGGCAUCUGGCGAGUUUCUCAAAGAACCUGAUUUUCACACAUUUCCACUGGCAAAUCUCCAUAGUAACAGAGCACUUCGUGUUAGUGUCCAUUCACUACCGAGAUGUGAAAUAUUUAACUUUGCAGAUGAAAUCCUGGCUUCUAAAAUAAAUCAACUCAAUGCUGGGCAGAACUGCAAAUGUAAUGAGAAUGAAGACUCUUUAGAAUUCAUUGAUGACCCAGUGAGGUCUCCCUUAAAAAAGAAAUCAUGCAGGAAGCAGUGUGAUCCUUAUCAUGAUGUUAAGAUUUUGAAUGGUAACAAUUCUAUGUUAAACAAGCAAAGUAUUCUGGAGUUUUCAAAACCUUCAACAAGCAAGAGUUUGGUUGACCAAGUAGUAGCAAUGAAAUGUGAUGAUCAGAAUUGCUCAAACACUUCCAAGACCUCCAAGGAUUCUCUUAGAAGUGGGUAUUUUAAAAUUCGUAGUCUUAGUGAUGGACCAUCUAUUAGUCCAUUACAUGAACAGAUGAAAACUCAACAGUAUGAGAAAGAAAACCCAAGUACAACAGGCAGUAUAGGCUGUAAUAAACAGGUAAGGACCAAUAUCAUAAACUCUAUUAACAAAAAAGGAUUUUUGCUCCCCUAAAAGGUUGUUAAUUAGCCUAUUGUUGGUGAAGCGUCAGCCAACAGUCUAUUGACAGGCUAUCAAAAAAAAGCAACAUAGCAACAAAUAGCUGACUGUCAAUCAACAAGUUUUAUUUUUUUAGGGGGGGAGGGGUAGUGUUUGUUACUUUUUCUGUGAGAUCCUCAUCAGAAAGUUGUUGGUGUAUGAUUUCAUAAGUGAAUGAAAAGCUGAGACUCAAAAACGGACAUUCUCUUUAUCAAUAAAAGUGAUUUUAAACUUACUUUAAGUCACCAACUUAUUUAAUAUACUUGUAUUUACACAAGGAUCAUUUUCUUUGAUAUCAUAUUAUUUGCCUUAUUUGACCAAGGGAUCUAAAUUAAAGUUUGGCCUUUAUCUAAAUGAUAUCAAAAUAUGAUCAAAACUAUUGCUUUCUUAGAAAUCCAGUUCUGAAUGUGAGAAACUUGAUGUACAAGUUAAUCGGAGUCACUCAUCUCCAAAGAUCUCAAACCCUGGUGGAUACAGACAAGUUCUUCGAAACCAACGUAUGGGACCUGGUACUAUUCCUAUCUUCAACUCAAAAACAGGAUUACCUGUCUCUUCAAGCCCGGUCAGUAUGCUAUAGUAAUAGUUUCUUAACCCUAUCAAGCCCCACGAGUGUCUUUUGGUAGUAAUUGAUUUAUUACCUCUUAUAGUGAAAGUUUGCAAAUUAUAUUGUUGAUGUUUGAAGACUUUUGUAUUUUUUUUAUGUGUAGUUGUAAUAAAUGUUAAUUUGCUUUCCAUGUUCGUAGGCUCCCCUCCGUCGCUCUGCCACUGAUUUGAACUUUGGAGAUGACUGUGGGGAAACAACAAAGUAAGCUCGAAACUAUAAUAUUGUUAUCUAUUAAACCUUAUACCUAGCUGGAUAAUAUUGAUCAGGCCUGGUUGUUCACACUGGAUAGCUCGAUGUCCACCAGUCAUAAAUCACUAUGCAGAAGAUAAGUGGCAGGGAAACCAUCUUGAUAAUUAGCAGUAUCUAUUGGCAAAUUCCAAGGAUAAAACCUUUUUUCAGUGGAUAGCGCUAUCCACCUUUUGACAAGCUGGAGAAUUGUAACUGGCCAGCGUCAUUGGUGUGAUGAAAUUUUAUGGAAAAAUCUGUAUCAAUAAAUUGUUAAUAUGAAAAAGGGUUUGUUGCUGUUUUUUUGGCUUGUGAUGCUUGGAGUUUAGGUGAAAUGGCUGUAGUAGCACUGGUCUCAAAGCUUUAGUACAACAGAUUUACUUAAAGUGUUAAUAACAAGCUUGUUGACAUCUAAUAAUGUAUAAUAUAAAAAAAAUAUAUAAAAGCAGGGUUUGAGCCAGGCCGCGCCAUUGCGCCAAUCCCGCACUGCAAUUGGAAUUAUCCCUUUAAAAAACGGCCAAGGGGACAAUUUGUCCCCUUCAAAAUUUAGGGAAAAAACUCGAAAGGAAGCACACACGAAGAGAUUUAUUUCGGUACAGAACUUGCAAGCUGAAACAGAACGUGGAAAGUAUAUUUCAUCGCACCUUUAAAGUUCAUUCCAAAGUUACGUUUCAGUCACGCUCUACUGCUAUUUUUGUCGGAAAUCUAAGACAGGGCUUCUGAUUUUUCGCGCGGUCGCGGAACCGCGAAAUUCGGUAGAAAUUUUAUCAAAUACAUGUCUGUACAACAUAUUUGAAACUUAUUUCAGCUAUAGGGGCUAUUUACUUGCCGUAAACUUGCAAAUUUAUCUUGGAAGUUUGCCACUGGAACGAGCAAACAGAUUAUGUUGCGAAAAACUGGGCACUAGCCAUCAUGUUAAAGGCUUUGCCAUUGGUUCAUUUCUGGAGCGUAUUGUGGUUGAAAGAGCAAAUGAUGACCUCUGUUAGAAAAAUGUUAAAAAGGCUGGUCUGAUCAGCGCAAAACCGAUCGAUUUCUAGCGAAAUUUGCCUUGAAAAUAGACAAAAUCGGCCGUUUUUUACCGAUUGCUUUUCGGUGAAGUUUGCCCCGAAACUCCCGCGAAAUCGGCCGAUUUUUCCGCGAAUUUGUCCCUAAAAAUCCUGCGAAAUUUGACUUUUUCGUCCGAGACCUAUCAGAAGCCCUGCUAAGAAGGAAGGGUGUACAAAUUUCUGUCCCCCUAAAAAUGAAAAUGUCCCCCAAAAUUUUAGCCAAGGGGACAAAUUGUCCCCCAGUGAUCAUAUCCUAGCUCAAACCCUGUAAAAGUGAUUAGUUUUACUUAUAAUCAUUCUGGUUUUUAUUUACCUGUGAAUUAAGUGGCAUUCAAGAAAAGUCAAGUAACAUAGACUUGACAGCAAAGCUGAGUCAAAGUGCUCCAGCCUCUACAACACAGCGUCUCUUAGGAAACUUUGAGGUAAAUUAAACUAGUUUAAUAUUAAAAUUAAAGCUCAAGAAAUCUCAUUUCUAUCAGAGUGAUCUAUUCAAAAAAUUCACAUGUAUUUCAUUGAAAGUGUCAUACUGGGUAUUUCAGUUUGAUUAAUACAGUCUGAGUGUAUUAAUAUGACAGUGAUAUUAAUGUUAUUUCUGUCAGAAUGAGAUUGUGAGUCAGGGCCUGGACAGAGGGGGAUCAUGUUAAUUUCACCUUUACUCAGUGAUUUUGUUACAAAUAUUUAUGGUGAGUCUUCAGAGACUCAUCUUGUGAAAGAUGACGUCCCAGUCCAUAACCAAUGAGGCCCAGUUUAAAAAAAAAUGAGUCUGAAAUCCAAAAUGCUUGACUCUUUACGUAACCAAACAGUUAAUCUGAAGACAGAACUCCAAAACUCUGUAUUACGGUAUACUGAUAUUUAACAAUUAUUCCUCAAGCCUGAAUGGGUUCUGUCAGUCAAGUAAGCCCACGAGGCCGAAGGCCGAAUGGGCUAUUGACUCAGAGGCCAUGAGGGCGAGAGGAAUAAUUAAUUUAGUAAAAUCCAGCUAGUUGGUCAAGAAUAUUGAGAAUAAAAAAAUUUUAGCUAGUUAAAGCUAGACUUCAAUCCUUUUUUGCCGCCAGAAAGCGCGUGCUUUUUGCUACUAGUGCGUUAUAACAUAUAGCCUAGUAGUAGCUGAACCAAUCAGAACCCAGCAUUGAUAAUAGACCACUAGUUGGAUUUUACCGAUAAAAUAUAGUCCUUCUGUUUUAAUUAGCACAACAAAGGCUAAAAGGAAUAUAUACAUUGUUCAACAACAGCUAUAAUAAUAAAUAAAUGUAUUAACAUGCAAAGUGCCAUAUUCCUUUAGCGCAGUACUGAUCAUUACUUUAAAAAGAAGAUAAGAUAUCUUCCUUUAUCUUUUGUCCUCAAUUUAGUGCCCAGAAGGCUGGAAAUCGCUUUUAGGCCUUAGAAAUUUCAAAAUUUUCCGGGUGAGCACUCCCUAGACCCGCAGGGAAAUCCACCUUAUCCACCUUUUAAUUUUGUUGAUACAGUCGAUUCCUCUAUACAAACCUGCUGGCUACUUCAAUAUUUAUUGAAACCACUGGUUAUGCUAUUGGAUGGGGGUAUGCCACGCCUUUUGGGUCACCACUUUCCAAAUGCCCUGACUUACUUGCCCCUUCUCUAAAACAUGUAUUGUUUUUUUUUUCAACUAAUUCCUUACAUGAACAAAAGUGCAACUAUCUAUAACAUGUUUAUUGUUUAACAAACGCUUGCAAUUGUGUUCUAGGAGUCUGUGUUAAAUGGCCGGAUGGAAGCAGUAGGGACUGUUGAGGUGAUUAAUUUAUCAAAUUUUGAAAAAUGUUUCUGUUAUUUGUGUUUUCUUUCUAAUUAGUAAUAGUUGUUUGUACAUGAACUGAGAUUAAGAUGAUAUUACAGAAUACCGAAAAAUUAUUCUACAGUUCUAUACAAUUUUGUCCUUGCUGGCAAGAUGAUUUUACCAUUUGUAAGAGCUCUCAUUGUGAUAAUCUCGUACGUGCCACUUCUGUUUUAGGGUUUCACAGCUGAGUUAGGAGCCAGUGGAUCUUUCUGCCCUGCUCAUGUUACUCUUCCUGUCAAAGCAUAUUUUUUCAGCCUCUCCGAAGAUGAUGCCCCAUCUCCUUACUUGGUGAGACUUUUUUUCUUGUUUGAGUGAAACAUUGUCCAUCUGAUCUUGUCACAACAAUUAAUAUUUGAUUUUUGUAACCUCUAUUAAUCUGGGUGUUACUGUAUUCUGCAGGGCUACAUUAGUUUAGAUGAUUCCUCUAUAAGUAGAAAAGGCUAUCAUGUGCCUACCAAAGGAACCGUGCAACUGGUAAGACUACCAAUGGGAAUUUAAAAUGUACAAUUUGCAGCACUGAGAGCAAGGACAGUCCUGCUGAGAUUUGAAGGAGGCAGCGUGGCAGAGUUGUCAGCGCUUUAGACUUGAGUAUAAGUCUCAGUGAUUUAAAGCUUAAACUAUUGUGAUGUCAUUGCCCUGUGAUAUUUAUUCCGAUUGCCUAAUAAUUAAUAUAAUAAUAAAGUUUAGUCGAUGUGUAAUAAAUGUGUUUUAAUGGUUUUAUCAUAAAGAUUAAUUUGUUUAAGAGUAAGACAUACAAAGAUGGAAGGCGUCAAUACAAAAUUAUUGUAUCGAGCCACCUAAAGCCCCUAGAACUUCUCCUUAUGGAUGCAUUCGAUAACACAGUCACCUAAUAAUUACAGAAACUUAUCCUUGUUUCGAAGAUACCAAGCUUCAUACACAAUAUGGACACAAAACACCAAGUGUUUCCCUUCUAUUUGCUUUAGAGGAUUAGCUGCACUCUUAUACCCUUGAUAGGUAUUUCAAAGGAAUGCAAAUCGUUGUCAAAUCGUUGUAAAUAUUCUGUUGCAUUUGCAGACUUUGUUCAAUCCCAACAAAACUGUGGUCAAGAUGUUUGUUGUACUCUAUGACUUUAGUGAUAUGCCUCCAAGGGCGCAGACUUUUUUACGUCAGAAAACGUUUUCAGUUUGGAAACGAGCUUGUCACUCAGAUGAGGUAGGCAUUGUACUUCUUAAGAAUUCUUGAUACUAUUUUAUCAAAGAUAAACCAGAUAUUGGCUGUGCUGUAAGUUAACUGACAGCAAUUUAUGGAAGAAAAAAGUUUUAGAAGACACGCUUUCAAGUGAAAAGAACAACGUCAGCUAAAUUCAUUGUCUUUGUAAUUAGUGUAGGUGUGAAUCAAAUCAAAACAAGUGUUAUAGCGUUGUUAAAAAAGUUUUAUUAUCUCGUCAACUCGUGAACUUUGAAUUCCUCUUAUGAGCUCUUCUCUUUGGGCAAAUAUUUGCUGAUGUCCUCGUUUACAUUACCUUGCUAGCAGAGUGGCUUCCAUCUUUCCUAGAUAAGUCGGGAAAGAGGAAGUUCCUCUUCCAGACUUAUCUAGGAAGAUCGAAGGAGACUCUGUUCGCAGGGUACAUUUACAUUUUUUCUCAUUACCGUGUUACUGGUACUUAACCCAUCGCCAUGACCGUACAUACAAUUUGAACUCAAAAGUUGUAAUGGCUGGUUAACUUGAGCAAUCUGUGCAAUUUUCAGCUCUCUUUGAGCGAUAUGGGCAGUCAAAAUUGCAAAACGUCUUGGUGGCAAUAAAGUUAAUAUGCAUUCUUUCUGAAAUAGUUUUUGGUGAUAACACAUCACUGUACAUUUUUUUAGGGUCAAAUGUCUCUUCAUUAUUUGAUUCAUUUAAGGUGAGCUUAAGUAUAUAUAUUUAUAAAUAGUGGAUUUAUUUGUUUGUAUUUACAGAUUUAGCUUGAUACAAAAUAACAAUAGGAUUUUAUUAGCCCCCAAUCAGCUAGAUGGCUGCCUCUGGAAAUGAAGUUGAUUGAUGAUCUAUUGCCCAUGCAGCUCAUUUUCAAUCAAAUAUACCAUCGAAUCGAUGGUAUGUUGCUCGCAUACAGCUAUUUCGAGAAAGGUUGUCGGAAAAAGUGCACGCGGCAAACCCGAAAAGUAUUGUGGGUGGUUGUGAGUUCAUUGUUCUUCAAAGAAAUUUGAAAGAAUGGCGCUAGAGUCCAUGGACAUGUGUUUGCGAGUGUUAAAGGAAAGCAACAAAAGGAGAUUCGACUGUACAGUGUCAGGAACAGUGUAGUGAUCAUAUCCCAUAUUACAUUCCGGGGUUGUCGUGGCAAAUUUUUUUCCAACAACCUUUCUCAAAAUAGCGGUAUUCCAAAUAUGGUAAGCGCCUGUUGGUUUAACCUGAGAUCAGGCUCUAUUUUCGUUUCGCUUUGUAAAUAACAGACCGGCGGGCAUGGCGAAACGUAGCGGUAGCCCUUAGAGAGAAUGUAUGAGAACCGCUCAAAUUGGGCCUGAUCUCAGGUUACUGUUGAUUACGAAGAAUUAGCCGGGGGGAUUGGAUGAAAAAUAUACAGAAUUAACUUAUACGUUCAAGUACGUAAUGAACUUAUAGAACAGACCCUGCAACUCAUGAAUUGUACGUUUUGAAUUAUAUUUCAGAUUUAUUAGUUCCAAAUCUGGCAGACUCUAUCUCCACACAGAUAUCAAAGUGAUAUUUGCACGCCAGCCCCCAGAUCUCCCUAGUGGAGUUACAUUUUCCACUGUCACUGACGGUCCUACAGAACCUCGAUAUACACUUUGACAAACCAAAUUAGUAGGACAGUUAAUUAAAUUUAUGAUAAUUUAUCAAAAUUUUGACAAUUGAAUCAGUAUAUGGCCGUAACAAUAAUACAGCAAUUAAUGAUAUAAAGCUGCAAUCUUCUCCAAAAUAUUAUUUAUUCAAAUCUAGUGCUUAUAUAGCUAGGGUUUUUUAAAAUUUAUUUAUGUUUUUUUGUUGAAAAAAAAAGACCUAUAAUUGAAAUUUCUUUGAC
This is a messenger RNA of Porites evermanni, 13474 nucleotides long. The record is from the annotation of a GenBank genome assembly. Lineage: Eukaryota; Metazoa; Cnidaria; Anthozoa; Scleractinia; Poritidae.